AUGCUCUACUUCUGUCCAGCAAAGCCACAGCCCCCGAAAAAGGCUCCAGACCUUCGUCCCAUUUCCUCUUUUCCUCCUUCUUCUUCUUCUUCUUCUCUCUGUCUUUCUUUCUCUCUCAGUGAACAAUCUCGCACAUUUUCCCGACGCAACCUGGUAACAAAAGAUUGCUGCCAGAUGACCGGCUGCCGGCGCAAGUCCCCGGCAAUGUCUGCACUUGCCAGCAGAUCCAUGCUCCUCCCUCUGCUCCUCCUCAUUCACUCCUUUCCAGCUUCCGUCUCUGCUCAGCGCCGGGGAUCUGGUUCUGCUUCCCCCUGGCAGACUCUCUCCGGAAAUAGCCCCAUAGUUGUAGCUCGGGGUGGAUUUUCAGGUCUAGUUCCUGAUUCAUCCAAUGCGGCUUACCAGUUGACACUGCUGACCAGCGCGCCGGAUGUUGUCUUCUGGUGCGACUUGCAGCUCAGUCAAGAUGCAUUCGGGUUCUGUCUCCCCGAUGUCACGCUUGGUAACUCUACUGAUAUCUCUCAGCUUUACCCGGGCCGUCAGAGCACCUACACCGUCAAUGGCGUGAGGCAGACCGGGUGGUUCUCCUUGGAUUUCAACACCACCAGCUUGUCAACUGUUUCCUUGAUGCAGGGAGUCUACUCGCGUAGUCCGAAUUUCGACAGCAAUUUGUUCCCUAUCCUAAGUCCUGAUGAUGUUGCUGCGCUAAAGCCGGCUGGCCUCUGGUUGAACGUUCAGCAUGAUGCAUUCUACAGCCAGCACAAUCUGAGUAUGAGAAGCUAUGUUCUUGCUGCAUCUAGAAGAUUUGUCAUUAACUACAUCUCAUCUCCGGAAGUGGGGUUCUUGAGAAGCAUUGCAUCGCGAUUCAACCCGAAAAUCACCAAAUUGUUCUUCCGGUUUAAUGCGCCUAGUGAUGUCGAGCCUUCCACAAACCAGACUUAUGGUUCUUUGCUAUCGAAUUUGAAAUUUAUCAAGACCUUUGCCUCUGGAAUUCUUGUGCCUAAGACUUACAUAUGGCCGCUUGAUGCAAGUAAUUAUUUGCAGCCCAGUACUACACUUGUCUCGGAUGCUCAUAAAGCCGGGCUUGAAGUUGUGGCCUCAGACUUUAAUAAUGAUGCUGUUCUCAGCUACAAUUACAGUUACGACCCUGUAACUGAGUAUCUGCAAUUUGUGGACAAUGGUCAGUUCUCCGUUGACGGUGUCUUGUCCGACUUCCCAAUAACCCCAUCUGCAGCAUUUAAUUGCUACGCUCACAUGGGCCAUAAUGCUUCAGACAAAGUAAAUACUUUGGUCAUCACCAAAAAUGGUGCAAGUGGAGACUAUCCACCCUGUACCGACCUUGCAUACCGAAAAGCCAUUUCCGAUGGAGCAGAUGUUAUUGAUUGUCCAAUCCAGAUAUCUCAGGAUGGAGUCCCAUUUUGCCAGAGCUCUAUAAACCUUAUUGACACUACACAAGCUGCUGAAACAUUGACCAGCUUUUCAACGAGUGUUCCGGAGCUCAAAGGCGAUGGCAUAUAUACGUUUAGCUUGAACUGGAGUCAAAUUCAGGACUUGACUCCGGUCAUAUCCACCCCAUUUCCUAGUUAUCAGUUGGUCCGUAAUCCAAAGGAGCGAAAUGCUGGGAAGUUGGUUUCCCUAGCUGACUUCUUGGGUAUGGCAAAAGAUGCUGGAGCGCUUUCUGGUGUCUUGAUCAACAUUGAGAAUGCGGCUUAUCUCAUGGAGAAGCAGGGGCUAGCUGUCCUUGACGCGGUGGAGACCGAACUGACCAAAGCUGGUUACCAUAACCAGACAGCUCUGAAAAUCAUGGUCCAGUCCACCAAUAGCUCAGUCCUAAUGAAGCUGAAGGAUAAAAAACAGUACGAGCUGGUUUACGCGGUCGACGAGACAAUUGGAGGUGCUGAUCCUUCUGCAGUUUCAGACAUCAAGAACUUUGCUCAUUCCGUCGUGAUCAGCAAGCAGUCGGUGUUCCCCCAGAACGACGCUUUCGUGACCAGAAUGACCGAUGUCAUAACAAAGCUGCAGAAUGCUGAUCUCCCCGUCUACGUCCAGACCUUCAGCAAUGAGUUUGCAUCUCAACCGUGGGACUUCUUUGCAGACAUCAACGUGGAGCUCAACACCUACAUCUCGACCACCAACAUCAGCGGCGUCAUUACAGACUUUCCUCAGACACCUAACAGAUACAAGAAAAACAGAUGUCUAACUCAAUUGGACAAUGUUCCUCCCUACAUGGCCUCGGUUCAGGCAGGGAGUCUGCUGGGACUUAUCCAGCCGCCAUCUUUGCCACCAGCUCAGGCUCCGAACCCUGCUCUGACCGAGGACGACGUCUCUGAGGCUCCUUUGCCACCGGUCGGAGUGAAGCCUACAUCGGAGUCUCCCCCUGGUGGUGGAGCUACACCACCAGGCUCAGGAAGUGGUCAGCCAAGAGGAGCAGCUGCUGGGUUCAUGGCUACUGUUGUGGCUGUGUUUUUCACUUUGCUCUCGCUGCUGCUGCUUUGAGUUUGUGGAAAUGUGGCAUGUAAAUGGUGAUUAGGGUCUUCCCUCCCAGAAGAAGAGAUAUGGGGAAGAGUUUUUUUCUAGGUGUUUUUUAUUGGAUCAUUCUUAAUUGGAUGGAGGUUAAUAGAGUAAGACGGAUCAGGGAAGAAGCAUGGAGGGAUUGUAUUAGCUGUGGCUGUUUGGUACUUGUAAUAUAAACAAAAAACUUUAUUCUUUGGUGUGUAUGUAUUUGACUUAGUAGAGGAAUUGUUGGGAGUUAAAAGCACAGGCUGUCACUGUUCUUCAGUGUAGCCCAUUUACACUUUAGUGUGUAUGGAUACUCACUUGAACCUG
Molecule: messenger RNA, 2823 nt
Organism: Linum tenue
Lineage: Eukaryota; Viridiplantae; Streptophyta; Magnoliopsida; Malpighiales; Linaceae
Source: the annotation of a GenBank genome assembly